UCAAAUUUCUGCCCUGCUAGAGCUGCCCCGGUCAACUGUAAGUCCUGUUACUGUGAAGUGGAAACUGUUAUGUGUAAGGAUUGGAUGCCACCUGCUGGUAUGGUGCUUAACUGUUAGGUUAUAGACCGGAUACCAUUGCGUGCGAGAUAUGGAAGUUGAUACACGCUGGCGAAUGCACUGUUGGCUUCUUCAAUAAAACUACAUGAAACAAGGUGUCAGAAGUGGUCUAAACGAUACAUGCUCGGACUAUGGCUGCGGCAGGAAAUAUUCCCGCCCCUGAAUACAUAUGUAAAUAAGAUACUCUGAUGGAAUGCUUGAGUUGCAGCCAUCUUAAGACCGCAGAAAUUUGGAUUGCGCUUGAGCCGUUAGUGUCUACAGAAAAUGAGAUUUCAAUCUACAGACUUGAAUCUAUCGCAGGACGUUAUGAGUGCAGAAUAUCAGGGCUGCGCUGGGUAUGUGAGCGCAAAGUCACACUUCUGUACCACUUCAGCUCUUGGGAUCCUCACAGGGCAGUGCUACAAAGCAUGGGGUACAGGCAAGGAGGCCCCUUACUGGACAUCAAAAUCAUUGAAGGAAAACUGAAAGAAGUGCAUCUGCCACAUUUUCUCUGUUUUGGUGCACGGGUUGGAGAUCGUUAUGAUCCCUCUAUAAAGCAGAAAGUGAGAGUUCUUCAUGUAGAAGACCGUGGUGUGUCCAUAGAACAAGUGGAUAAGGUCACCCGCUUCCACGUCAAGAUUCUCCAUCCAUCUUUCUCUCUGAGAGGUGUUAUCCUGCAGGCAUUAGGGUGUUCCGUGCACUGUGACUUGCAGAUCUACCGAGCCAGGACAGCACACCUCACGCUACAUGCUUAUCUGAUGCCAUGUGAUCCUGCACUAACACAGGUAGUGGAGAAACAGGAGAAGUGUCAUGGAUCCACAAGGAUCCUAAAACCAAGACCAGAGAAGUCCCAAUGGUUGACUAGUGAUUUCUACCUCACAACAUCCUGUCCUUCUGAUGUUAACCCUCGUAGAUUGGAGCUCGCACAUGUUGACCCACCAAACUUCUUUGAGGUGUUCAUAAGAGACGCAGAUUCUGACUUCAGUCUGAACCUAAGCUGUAAAAGUCGUAAACAAACCAUAUGGAACCACGAAAUACAAGAAGCUGAAUACAGGGGUCCCAUCUUGACCUCAGACCAGCACUUUGUGGACCUCCACCAGACAGCCCUGAUUGACAGAGUGAGCCAGGUCGAUCCCAUCUUGGACAGACUCCUGAAGAGUGGAGUCAUCACUGCUGAUGGCUACAGUGACAUGAUAGCUGAAAGAAAUAACCAGAAAAAGAUGAGGGAGCUCUUUGAUGGGCCCUUAAAAGGAUGUGGCUCCGAAUGCAAAGAUCGGUUCUUAGAGAUCCUGACAGAGCUGGAGCCAUACCUAAUCAAUCACCUGAAGCGGGAAUGAUGAGCUAGGUUGGUGAAAGGGGAACAUUUGAAGUUUAUUUUAGGGGAAAUGGCAUGAAUGAUGUCAGUUGCGCUUUGUUUUAUUUCUUUAUAAAAGGUGCAUCGUAUCAUUAUUUUUUUAUCAUUACUUUUAUUUACACAUGUACAGUUGGAGUCAUUAAAACUCGUUUUUCAACCAC
This is a messenger RNA of Salvelinus sp. IW2-2015, 1611 nucleotides long. RefSeq names its product NACHT, LRR and PYD domains-containing protein 1 homolog. The record is from RefSeq and is a predicted model, not a curated record. Gene Ontology annotation, biological process: regulation of apoptotic process; inflammatory response; innate immune response. NCBI's taxonomy places the organism in Eukaryota, Metazoa, Chordata, Actinopteri, Salmoniformes, Salmonidae.